This is a messenger RNA of Thlaspi arvense, 447 nucleotides long. The record is from the annotation of a GenBank genome assembly. Lineage: Eukaryota; Viridiplantae; Streptophyta; Magnoliopsida; Brassicales; Brassicaceae.
AUGUUAGAAAACAGUUCAUGCUAUUUGGAUAUAAGUUAUGAGUGUUAUGAGUACCUUGAUUGGUUGACCGUGUUGCCUUGGGGAAAUUUCAGGUUUGCCUUUUGGUUAUAUAUAUAUAUAUAUAUAUAUGUGUGUGUGUGUUGUCCACUGAUUGAGAAGUCUGAUAUAUUAAUUUGGUUUUGCAGUGAUGACAAUUUUGAUGUGCUAAGGGCAGAAAAGAUUCUUAAGGCGGAUCAUUACGGACUAUCUGAUGUAAAAGAAAGAAUUCUAGAGUUUCUUGCCGUGGCAGGACUUAGAGGCACUUCACAAGGGAAGAUCAUAUGUCUCCCAAGGCCUCCUGGAGUAGGUAAAACGAGCAUUGGGCGUUCUAUUGCGCGUGGUCUUGGCCGCAAGUUCUUCCGGUUAUCUGUUGGAGGACUACAUGAUGUUGACGUGAUCAAGGUGUAA